Messenger RNA from Mercurialis annua (annual mercury), 1119 nucleotides. RefSeq lists its product as uncharacterized. Bases 118 to 816 code for a protein of 232 amino acids. The record is from RefSeq and is a predicted model, not a curated record. The transcript has 2 exons. Lineage: Eukaryota; Viridiplantae; Streptophyta; Magnoliopsida; Malpighiales; Euphorbiaceae.
ACAUAUAAAUAUAAAAUUUCCCGGCGAUCAUCACACCCCAAACAAAAACAACUCAUUCUCUUCCAUUUCUUCUUCUUCUUCUUCUUCUUCUUCACAUAUGGUUGAUGAAUCAACAAAAUGACACCCCAAGAUCCAUCCAAUCCCAAGCCACCACUCCACAACUUCUCAUUACCUUACAAUUUGAAAUGGGGACAUCAAAGAACUCUCAAAUGCAUCAAACUCACCACUCCCAACCACCACCACCACCAAUCCACCACCGCCGCCGCCACCACCAAUGCUCUUCAUAAUGGCAAUACCCAUGAUCACCAAAUUCAUCAAAAGGUCUCUUCUUUUGUUGAAGAAAAUGUGAAUGUGAAUGUGAAUUUGAAUUUGAAUUUGAAUUCCAAUGCUAAUCCCAAUGGUACUAAUGGCAAUGGAACUAAUGAUGAAUCUUGUUCCAAGCCUUGGAAUUUGAGGACAAGAAGAGCAGCUUGUAAAGCGCCACUGAAGAUUGAGGAUAAAAGAAACGUUUUUUAUAGUAAUAAUAAUAAUGAUGGUGGUGUUAUUAAUUCUCCAAGGAGGAGAAGUUUGGAGAUUGAUUCUCCUAGGAGGAAUAGCUGUGUUGUUAAUGUUAAUGAGAAACUCAAAUUUUCUGUUUCUUUGUCUAAGAAUGAGAUUGAGCAGGAUUUUUUCCAGAUUGCUCGGAUUCGGCCUCCGAGGAGACCUAAGAAGAGGCCUCGAAUUGUUCAGAAGUAUUUGGAUUCAGUUUUCCCGGGAUUGUGGCUAUCGGAAAUUACUCCAGAUUCAUAUAAGGUUCCUGAUGUACCUGAGUCAUGAGAGGUGCUAAUCUCUAUUCUCAUUUAGUUGUUUUCUCAUGGCGGGUGUGUGAUUCAUUGUAUUUGUUUUCGUGCUUUUCUUCCCUCCUAUUUCAUUGGUUAUGUGGGUUUUUAGGAUUCGUAGAUAUGGCAUUGCAAAUUGGUUUUGCAGAAACUGAAAUAAUGGUGUAGUUGUUGUCUAAGGAAUUUCAUAAGUUCUGAUCCCUAACACCGGUGCAUGAGCCUCAAUAAUCGCAACAUUGCACCAUCUUUGUAAAUUACAAAUUUAGUGAAAUAAAGUGUGAGAUUCCUACUGUUUUCGCUA